AUGUUGGAGUGCUUCGGCUGCUUCGGGCUGCAGGCAGGUCUGCGAGACUUGCAGACAGCUGCAGGGUCCUCAGGUGAGAGCCGGAAGUGGCUUCUCAGCACAUCUGCUAUGGAAGCGUCCAUGACUCGAGGUAGUCAGCUUGAAGGUGCGGAUGCCUCCGCAAAGGACGCUGGUGGCACCGCAUCGGCCAACAACGAGGAUGCCGCAUGA
Symbiodinium sp. CCMP2592 is the source of this 210-nucleotide messenger RNA. Lineage: Eukaryota; Dinophyceae; Suessiales; Symbiodiniaceae. The record is from the annotation of a GenBank genome assembly.